Oncorhynchus tshawytscha (Chinook salmon) is the source of this 3345-nucleotide messenger RNA. Its product is annotated as SWI/SNF-related matrix-associated actin-dependent regulator of chromatin subfamily D member 1. The transcript has 12 exons. NCBI's taxonomy places the organism in Eukaryota, Metazoa, Chordata, Actinopteri, Salmoniformes, Salmonidae. Gene Ontology annotation, biological process: regulation of transcription by RNA polymerase II. Gene Ontology annotation, cellular component: nucleus; SWI/SNF complex. Bases 44 to 1588 code for a protein of 514 amino acids. The record is from RefSeq and is a predicted model, not a curated record.
AUAGUUCCAUUCCACUAUCCGGCGAAGGAGAUACCCAGAAGAGAUGGCGGCCAGAGGUAGUUUUCAAUCAGCUUCAACGGGAGGUGGUGGCGGGGGAAUGGGACCCGGACCCCCGGUACAAGGUGGAGGACCAGGCAUGGGACCUGGAACUCCUGGAGGAAGGAUGGGACCCUCAUCGGGCGCACAGAACCACCUCUAUCGUUCUCCGAUGCCCGGGCCUGGAUACCCGAGACCAGGUGGGAUGCCCCCAUCCAGCCGUAUGAGCCCCCAGGGCCCGCCCAUGGGUCCUCCAGGCUACGGCUCCAGCCCUGUGUCCCGACCAGGGAUGCCCAGUGUCAUGGACCCCUCCCGUAAAAGGCCGGCCCCCCAGCAGAUCCAGCAGGUCCAACAGCAGCGCAACCAACAUACCAAGAAGAAGAAGAUGGCGGAUAAGAUUUUACCUCAGAGGAUCCGGGAGCUGGUGCCAGAGUCUCAGGCCUACAUGGACCUGCUGGCGUUUGAGAGGAAGCUGGACCAGACCAUCAUGAGGAAACGUCUGGACAUCCAGGAGGCACUCAAGAGACCCAUCAAGCAAAAGCGAAAGCUUCGUAUCUUCAUAUCCAACACGUUCAACCCUGCCAAGCCCGACGCUGAAGACGGGGAUGGCACUGUAGCAUCGUGGGAGUUGCGUGUCGAAGGACGCCUGCUUGAAGAUACUGCUGUGUCCAAGUAUGAAGCAACCAAGCAAAAGAGAAAGUUCUCUUCCUUCUUUAAGUCUCUGGUCAUCGAGUUGGACAAGGACCUCUAUGGGCCUGACAAUCACUUGGUCGAGUGGCACAGGACUGCGACCACUCAGGAGACAGACGGGUUCCAGGUGAAGAGGCCAGGGGAUGUCGGGGUACGCUGCACUGUCCUGCUGAUGCUGGACUACCAGCCCCCUCAGUUCAAGUUGGACCCUCGCCUGGCCCGUAUGUUGGGGAUCCACACCCAGACCAGGCCGGUCAUCAUCCAGGCACUCUGGCAGUAUGUUAAGACCCACAAGCUGCAGGACCCCCACGAGAGAGAGUUCAUCAACUGUGACAAGUACCUGCAGCAGAUCUUUGAGGCCCAGCGUAUGAAGUUCUCCGAGAUCCCCCAGCGUCUCCAUGCUCUCCUGAUGCCUCCAGAACCCAUCAUCAUUAACCAUGUCAUCAGUGUGGAUCCCAACGACCAGAAGAAGACGGCCUGCUAUGACAUCGAUGUGGAGGUGGACGACACUCUAAAGACCCAGAUGAACUCUUUCCUCCUUUCCACCGCCAGCCAGCAGGAGAUAGCUGGUCUGGACAACAAGAUCCAUGAGACCAUAGAGACGAUCAACCAGCUGAAGACCCAGAGAGAGUUCAUGUUGAGCUUCGCCAGAGACCCCCAGGGCUUCAUCAACGACUGGCUGCAAUCACAGUGCCGGGACCUCAAGACUAUGACUGAUGUUGUUGCGAACCCAGAAGAAGAGAGGAGAGCCGAGUUCUAUUUCCAACCCUGGGCCCAGGAGGCCGUGUGUCGCUACUUCUACUCCAAGGUCCAACAGAGGCGUCAGGAGCUGGAACAGGCCCUGGGAAUCAGAAACACCUAGACAAGAUUAUGUCAAAGAAAAGCAGGUCAACAGAGGAAAAGAAGUGGCUGUUCUCUCUGGGAGGACGAAAAGAGAAGUUUGGGACAUUCGCUGAUUUUUGCAAAACGCUUAGAUAAAACAUCUUAGAUAUAGACUGCUUUACUCUUGAUGGUAACUGUAGGAUAUAUUUUAACAUCAACUAGCAGCUGUUAUGGUUAUGUAUAAAUGUUUGAUUGCUACUUACUUUUUUAUUUGUGUCCCAUUGUCCCACUAAAAUAUAUUUUGACUUAUUUUCUUUCAAUGGUCUCUCUCUGUUUAGCCCCCAAAGCAUUUAUUUUCUGUGCUGAACUCUCUCACAGAUCUUGAAUCUAUAUAUUCAGGCCUAAGUGAGGUUGAAAUUACCCCCAACUAAGUAUUGAUGCUACUUCACAAUAACUAAUAUUGGGUAUUUUAAGUAAGGGGCUUAAAUUAAAGUUGUAACAUUUGGCUAAGGUGAAAGAGCAUUGGGUUAAUUUUAAAUGCUUGGGACUAUCUAUCUACCCCGCUCUGAGUCCAAACUAACUCAUAACUGAUCAGGUGAUAGCCUACACACACUACCUACGCACACUACCAUUCUGCCUUUGGUCUGGAAUUGAUAUUCAGUGUUUGUUUGGUAUUGAUAGGGUUGUGUGAGUAUUCCGUGGCCUUUUAUUGCCUUGCUGGCUGUUCGUUUCUUACCGAGAUUAUUUUAAAUGCUUCUAGAAUGUUGUGUACCUCCAAAAAUUCUACUUUUAGAAUCUUGUGUGCUUCAAAAAUUCUACUUUUAGAAUCUUGUGUGCUUCAAAAAUUCUACUUUUAGAAUCUUGUGUGCUUCAAAAAUUCCCCUAUGAACACUUCAAAGCAAUGACAGGCAAGGCUGUACGAUGCUGUGAAACUUCACUAUAUUGGUUAGUUAAUCAUUUAAGUGGCCUUUUCAUUUUAAACUAUUUUGGUGGAGCUUUGUUUGUAUAAAAAAAAAAAGUUUAGAAGGUAUGAAGUCUUGUUUAGUUAGAAGUAAAGAAUAUUAAGGAAGUAGUGUUUAGUAGUAAUUACCUCAAGUCGAUCUAGUUUUUGUAAAUAAUGAACAGAAUAAUCUGAUGUGAAGGGGAAAAUGUCUGUUUUUAAAGGACAUACCAUCAAUUUGACUCAUUGUCUUAAUGCUCCGUUUGCCCAAGACGUUCCCCCUCAAGUGACCCCAAUGGUUUAAUCCAGAACAUUCUCUAUAACCUAGCAGCAAGUUGCAGUUGUUUGUUGGUCCUGUGUGGAAGAGGGAGAACAACGUUUUAGGCUUCUACUGUUCUGUUCAGAUGAAUUGCUCUGGGUUUUCUUCUUUAUUUGUUAGUGUGCAGAAGCUAUCAACACCCGAGGAAGAGAAGCGUAAGAGCUGGGCUCACUUUUUAGCUGUGACAUUCACGAAUUUCAGCUUUUUUGCUAGCAUGGUAGACGGCUUUAGGCUUGUAGGUAUUUCUGUUUAGAUAUGACAUGUAGAGGAUGCAAGAAGCUUUAUCGUUGUGCUCAAUUCAGUAUCUGUUCAGUAAGUUCAUUUAAAUACAUAUAUUUUCAAUGGGUAUUUUUAUUUUAAUUUCAAUCAACGUUCUGAUUUCAUGCUGAAUUGACCCCAAACCUGUAAAAGGAUGAUACUGUUGACUGAUUUUUAAAUCUUCAGACAUGAAUUGUAUUUUUUAUUUCAUGGACCAAACCUAUUUUUUUCCUGUAUGUUUUGAACCUUGUGCUAUAAUAAAGGAAGUCGUCAAUGAUAA